Molecule: messenger RNA, 4683 nt
Organism: Fonsecaea nubica
Lineage: Eukaryota; Fungi; Ascomycota; Eurotiomycetes; Chaetothyriales; Herpotrichiellaceae
Exons: 12
Coding region: 1-4683 (1560 amino acids)
Biological process (GO): metal ion transport; transmembrane transport
Cellular component (GO): membrane
Molecular function (GO): metal ion transmembrane transporter activity; protein binding
Source: RefSeq, a predicted model, not a curated record
AUGGCAUACGUUGGUGGUAUCCGCGGCGAUAUACACGAAAGGAACUUCGACGACCAAAAGGACGACGGAUUUGUGCAGGGCCUUGCCACAACUCCCUACAGAGAUUUCAAGGACCGAGUGCAGACAGCAGCCCCUGGAACAUUGCUGGCUAAGCACCUCAUCGAUCGUGCCACAUGGGGUCCUGACCGCACGAUCUGCUACUUCUUUUUCAAUGAUCCUAUUUGCCAGAAACCAGCUCUCAUCCGUCAUGCUCGUCACUUAUAUGAUGAAAACGGCAGGGGUUACACUCAAACCCAAUACGGUUUACGGUCUGUUCUGUCCAAUGUCAUCAACGAUCCUAAAUGCGGGAACUUGGUCUACAUACUUGAUGCGUUGAACGAGUGCAGAGAGCAGGCGGAAUUGCUUCAAGUCAUUCGGGUUCUGUGUACGAGCAAUCGGCAACACCAAAUGAAGCUCAAACUCACAUCUCAUCCGCGCCCUAAGAUGUAUGACCAUUUGCGUCAUCUGCUCCAAGGUAUAACUAGAUGGCGAUGGUUGAACUUGGACAACUGGAGCCUGAAGAAGGAAGUAGACGACGAUAUCAAGCGAUAUGUCAAGUAUGCCGUUCACAAACUGGCCACCCGCGGAGGCUUCCGAGCAUCUGCAUUGCGUCGUGUCGGGAAGACAAUGUUUGAAAGGGCGGGAAGCACGUAUCUCUGGGCCAAUGAAACGAUUCGUAUGCUAGAGGAUCCCGACAUCUACACGCAAAGACCGCUGGAAACACUUCUAUCCACGCAAUUGCCUACAGUUAUCUCACAGGUUUAUCGUGAAAUGAUUGAGCGGAGCGAAGACGGAAAUUAUGCCAUGAAAAUUCUCUCCAUUGCCUGUGCCGCGACGCGACCGCUGACCUUGGCGGAACUGCAUGUGGCCCUCACGAUCAAGCUUGGAGACAGGAAGGUCAAGUACCUUCAAUCGUCGGACGAAUCAUCCUGCAGCCAGCAUAUCGUGACAGCGAGCGUGGAUCUCCUCCAUAUCACAGAGAAGAGGGUACACUCUCUGCAUUGGUCGCUUCGCCACUUCCUACUCCAAGGGCCUGGUGGUGAUGGCAUGGUGAAUCCUGGCAACCCCCAGCUUCUGCUUGCAACCAGCUGCAUCGCCGACCUUUUGCUCGACGAGCUCGCUGUGGAUCCCCUGCCCGAAUCCAUACAAGAUGGAACCCCCAAGUCCGAUGGUCGAUUCAAGGAGUAUCUCGAGCGGCAUCCAUUUCUGGGGUACGCGGCUGAAUUCUGGGCCUCCCACCUUAGCCUCGUCACCAAUGGAGGUGAAAAGCUCUCGCCAAUGGCGAUCACCCUCUGUGACACCAAGUCAGACCGGUUCAAGACCUGGUUUCGGGUUUUCUGGAGUACAAUCGACGAAGCCCCCUUUCCAUGUCCUCGGGAAUUCUCCAGCAUGAUGGUUGCGUCGUUCCUAGGUCUCGAGCACGUCGUUACCAAACAGUUCCAAGCGCAGCCACGGAAUAGUGUCGAAUAUUCAGGCGAUCAUGGAUGGACUGCCUUGAUAUGUGCCGCACACAAUGGCCAUGGAGUGAUUCUCAGCCUACUUUUGAGAGAGGGAGCCGAUCCUUACCAUGGCGAUGACAAAGGCAGGACGGCGAUACACCACGCCGCUUUCAGAGGCAAGGCAGAUAUACUCAGACUUAUGCUAGAACGCCGUUUCAACCUCUGGAUGAGGGAUGUACAUGGCUGCACUCCCCUACAUCUUGCCGCCAUGCAAGGCCACGAGGAAGUCCUCAGCAUCCUGCCAGACUGGGAAAGCUCAAUCGACGACCGGGACGACAUGGGACGUACAGCUCUGCAUUAUGCUGCUUUAAACAACCAGGAGGCCAUAGUGCGCCUGCUCCUUGCCCACGGGGCGGAUCCAGACCUAAAGGACCACGCUGGCAGAAGAGCUAGAGGUUUUGCCGUUGAGCCUCUUGGGAAAGCCGCAUCUAGCGACCAAGUCGACUUGCAUGCUCCCCACACGGUCGAUGAGUCGGCGAUUGUCGGUGAUGGGGCGCCCAAUGUCGAGUCCACAGUGUCCCAACCCUUGACUUCGAUAGACCGACGAAGAAGGAUCAUCGUCACAGAAAAGGUUGAAAAUGUCAUACGCAGCCAACCAACCACAAACAAUCUUGUGUUCCAAGUCCUCGAGGCAAAAGGGGAUGCUCCAAAACUUUCUAACGAACCUAUCGGACGGACCGACGAUGUGGACAGCCUGUUCAACGCGAAUGUUGUUGACAUCAAGUUCUCCGAUGGUGUCGCACGUCCUCUCAAAGAGGCAGACAAGCCCACACUCAGAGAUAUUGUCAACGGCAAGGCCGUCAUUUACAGAAACUUGCCGGCUGAAGUGCAGCGCCUCAGAUGGCUACAUCUUCCAGCAAAUAACAUGAGAUGGAUCGAGCUCAUGAUGCAGCAGUACGAGAGUGUAGGAAAAGUUUCGCGGGCUGUUGUCCUGCGUCCUGAUCUUUGGAUUGAACGACUACACAAAGCCUCGCCUAACAGACCCCAUGCUUGCUUCUUGACUCCCUUCUGCGAGUCUAUAAACAAGCGUGACAGCCAUGAAGACUUUGUAUUCAUUAUGCCGUACAUCCACUGGGAGAAGUGGGAGACGUUUGUCGACAUGAGAGACUAUGCAAAGAGCAUCAUGCAGGAUCGUGGCGAGAUGCAUGAAGAGGACCAGCACAAGAGGCUCAUUUGGGCAUAUCUGAAUCCCAAAGACGGUAGCAACCCUAUUCACCUUCGCCGUACGCUCGACCAGUAUUACUACUUCUCCCUGGACGACACCAGCGACAGAGAUGGUGAUCAAGUGACAGGUCGCCUAUUCGAUCGCGGUGAUCUCGUUGGCGACAAGGUCCUUAUGAUGGUAGACCAGUUGUGGCUCUUCCCUGAGAGGUGGAGCUACCAAGGUGAACCUCACGAGCGCACUGAUAUUGCCCGCAACAUCGAGACGAAUUCUUCUCCAAUCCGGUCAACAUAUGAAUUUGCCGAACUCAUUAUUGGCGAGUGCCUGAGAACAUGCCUCGACCCGAGUAAGGGUGGCGAUAAGACAGUCCACUUCUUGGAGCACUAUGAGAUGUCGAUAGGGGCAGUGACCAACAAAGAAGCUCAACAAUUCAAGAAAUUCUCCUCCAUGGUAGAGAACUUGAAGAACCAGGACACGGGCCAUGACCUGGACAAGAAUAGUCGAGACUUUCUUGAUAUCCGCAAAGAGGUCGAACUGUUGAAAGAGGUCAAGGAUAUUCGCGACGAACUCCACACCCUUUUGAUAAUCUUCCAAGAUCAGCAAAAGGUCCUCAAGGAUCUGAAGAGACUCGCCCAGGGUGUCAAGCUCCCAAGCCAUACUUCUCGAAAAGACAAGAAGCCCAAACCUCUGCAAGCGGCUGGUGGUGUCGAGGUGCACAACGGCGACGACAGUCAACCUGAAGUCACCACAGACGACCGAGAGCCGGAAGCAGACUUUGGCAUCCCCAGAUUCGCCAUACCAUGCCAGAUCGUGGACCGGAACAUUGCUGAUAUCAAGAGAAUGGACGAUCACGCUGGAAGAACACUAGACGCGCUUAACCAUCUGGUCGACCUCAAACAGAAGCAUGCAAGCCUCCUCGAAGCGCGCUGGGCCCGCCAUGAAGCCGUGCAGACACGGAGACAAGCCGAAGAAACAGCCAGGCAGGGUAAUACGAUUAUGGUCUUCACCAUUGCCACUAUAGUUUUCUUCCCCCUAUCCUUUAUCGCGGCAUUCUUCGCCAUCAACAUCGUCGAGUUCCCCAAAGACCCCGACGGCCUCCAUCUCGGCUAUGUCUCCAAGUAUAUGUUCUCCAUCUCCGCCGCCAUCAUCAUUCCCCUCAUCCUCAUCGCCUUCAACGUCAACGAAGUUGCUGCCGCCUUUGCCUCCUUUGGCAAAUUGGCGCGCCGUCACAGCACCUACCUUGUAUCCACUCUGGAGCUCAGUCGCUGGGCUUCUCGCCGCCCUAAAAACAAAGCGCCAGUCCAAAUAGCCUCAGACUCAGCUGCAGAGGUAGCAGUCAACGUCGACAGCAAUAGCUUUGUCGAGGGAAAGCCACCGCAUCCCAAGCUCGAGAAGCCCUCCCAACAGAGCACCAUCACUGCCUCCAAACCAGGCGGCGACACCAGAGACGGGUCUGUCGAUGAUAGCCUCACGCCCCACACAGCCGACCGGUCGCCCCAUGCGCUGCUGGACGUGCUGUGGUAUGUCAUCUUUGUGCUCCCUUUGGGGGAGGUGCAUUUUGCGCUGCGGCUACUCGGCUGUGUCGGGCAGGAUCCUGGUGGUCAAGAGGGGCAGGUCGGAAAAGGAGGAUGGUCCGCAGCGGCGGCGGUGGUACGUGUAGUGGUCAAGAGCGCCUCUGUCGGAGCAGAAGAAGAGUCAUCCCAGAAAUCGGAUGAGGACGAGGAUUCAGACAAGGGGCAGACGAAGAGCAAGAAGAGUAGUUGGCAGAUGCGGAGAGGGCCCAAGACCCUGGCUGGAGCCGCCGUCAGCUUUCUUCGUCUGUGUCUCGUCCCCCUGUGGACCGUGGUGUUGGUGCUUGUAGCGUCGGCCUUUACCAUCGUCUACGUCGUCGUCACGCUCCUGUUUGACGACAGUCCCAUCCAGAGCGUGGUUCGACGUCGGAUUCGUCCUGGCCGUGGGAGCUCGCCGCUGCCGUCGGCGUAG